Messenger RNA from Nicotiana attenuata, 420 nucleotides. RefSeq lists its product as uncharacterized. The transcript has 2 exons. The record is from RefSeq and is a predicted model, not a curated record. Bases 1 to 420 code for a protein of 139 amino acids. Lineage: Eukaryota; Viridiplantae; Streptophyta; Magnoliopsida; Solanales; Solanaceae. Gene Ontology annotation, molecular function: zinc ion binding.
AUGUUGGAAAAUAGUUAUUCAUCCAAAAGGAAGUGCCACUGUGGGGAAUUUGCUAACCGCUUCACUUCGACUACUCUUUUUAACCCUGGACGGAGAUUCUACAAGUGUCCAAAACCACAAGAUGCUUCAUGUGGUUAUUGGGAAUGGUCAGAUGAUCCUAUCCCUGAUAGAGCGCUUGUCGUAAUCAACAAUUUAAGGUCUCAGUUGGAUGCGGCAAAUGUUAAAAUCAGUAAUUUGAAGUCGUCGUUGGACAAUGUUAACAUUGAAAGUGAUAAAUUGAAGGAGAAAUUGAUCGCUGUGAAGGCAAGAAACCAUGUUCAAGUGACUAAAUUAGAAGAGAACAUCCUCAAGAUGAAGAUUUUCACUAUUAUUUUAUGUACCCUUUUGGUUGGAAUUGUAGCAGCUAGAGUAAUGAAUUGA